AUGCGUCGUCGUCGUCCUUCUUUUCCUUCUUCUACAUCUUUACCAAACACAACUACUACAACUGAAAUUACUUCUUCGACGAUUCCGUCUUCACCUGUUUCUCCGAUACCAACCAACAUGAGUUCGAUAUCAUCUAUACCACAACAACGCGAGUUUCAUCACCACUUAUACCAUCAUCAGCAACAGCAACAAACACAGUAUACUCCUACCGGUAUAAGUGCUGCUCUUACCAGCGAUACCAGUAGCAGUACUGUCAGUCUUCCCACCUCUUCUUCUUUAACAAACAGCAACAAAACCGUCCUACCACCCAUAUCCGCUUUUCCAAACCUUUUACCCAAACUAAAUCAACAUCAUCGUCACCAAUCCUCUUCUAAUAGUAUUGUAGCAGAGGCAGCGGGAGGAAGUUGUGCAGCAUCAUCAUUGUCUUCAUCAUGGCCUACUACUACUGCCAACGAAAACCAUCAUCAUCAACAUCAUCACACCUCCGACGCCAUUCUCGAAGAAAAGCGACGACGCAAUGCAGGAGCCUCGAGUCGAUUCCGAGAACGACGAAAGCAACGAGAGAAAGAACUUCAAGAACGUGUAGUUAUAUUAGAGCAACGCGUAAAACAACUACAAACAGCGUUACGGCACUAUCAUCCAAACCAUCCAUUGAUUGAACCGUCGUCGCCAUCGUCUUCACCACAACAAGAUUUGAAUGAUCGUGUAUCACAGUUGGAAUCGUUGAUGACGCGCUUUCGAGAAGAAAAGGAGUCGGAUACUCAGAAAUUGGACGUGUUAGAGAAGGAAAACACGUAUCUUAGAUCGUUAUUACAACCAACAGCAUCAGCAGCAGUGGUGGUGACGCAAGAACAAGCUCCUGCUACUAGUAUUAGUACUACUGCUAUUCCUUCAUCAUUUUCAUCACAUCCACCGUCAUAG
Zychaea mexicana is the source of this 921-nucleotide messenger RNA. RefSeq lists its product as uncharacterized. The record is from RefSeq and is a predicted model, not a curated record. Lineage: Eukaryota; Fungi; Mucoromycota; Mucoromycetes; Mucorales; Lichtheimiaceae. Gene Ontology annotation, biological process: regulation of transcription by RNA polymerase II. Gene Ontology annotation, cellular component: nucleus. Bases 1 to 921 code for a protein of 306 amino acids. The transcript has a single exon. Gene Ontology annotation, molecular function: DNA-binding transcription activator activity, RNA polymerase II-specific; RNA polymerase II transcription regulatory region sequence-specific DNA binding.